AUGAUAGAGAGAGAAGUGAUCCCUUUCAUGUUGGUGUUUGUGGCUACAAUUGUAUUCGGUACAACGGGAAAUAUCAUCGUCCUCUACGCGUUCAUCAGCAUUGCUGUGAAAAACAAACGUUUCCCUCCGCUGGACAGAGUGAUCGUGAACAAGACAUUCGUCAACUUGUUGCUGUGCUUCUACCAAGGCAUCCCCAGAAUGCUGACGUGCUACAGGGGCGAGUUGCUGCAGGAGACUGGCUGCAUUAUUCUGGUCUACCUGAGCUCUUCGCUCAGAUGCAUCAGCAUCUGGUCAGUUUCCAACCUCAGUUUCCUUCACUUGAUCCAGAUCAAGAGACCCAACUGCGCGUUGGUCAAUUACAUCCGCAGCCACCAGAGCAGAUAUGUCAAUGUUACCAUCAGUGCCCUGUGGCUCACCAGCUUCAUCUUCUACAUCCCUUACACCAUGGACAAAAUAAUCCGCUUGUCGCAGGAGAACCAGAACGGAUCAACGGGAUACCUGCCCAGCUCCAGCUGCAACGGCCUGGCCAGCAGCUCGGCUUCCGACAUCGUGACCUAUAUUUCGGUCAGCAUGGAUCUAGUCGCCAUCGUCUGGGUGGUCGUUCUGAACGGUUUGAUCAUUCAGCUUCUCUGCAAGCACCGAAGGAGGGUGGGGGCGGCAGGGCAAGGGUUAAAUUCCGGGAACAAGACCACCAUGCAGGCCACCAGGAUCCUGGUCUCUCUGCUGUGCAUCUAUGUGACCUGUUGGAUCUCGAACGACAUCGUUUGGAUUAUGCUGAUAGGAAAUAUAACGCCCGAUCAAGCUCAGAAUCAGACUCUGAAAUACACCUCCAGUUUGAUAUCCUCACUCUAUUACACGGCCAGCUCGUAUGUCUUGGUUUUUGGGCACAGGCAUGUCAAAGAUAUGUUCACUCCGUUCUGCAAGCGUUUGAAACAAAGGAAAGGCACACAUUUUCAGGAUGUGGAAAUAUAG
Molecule: messenger RNA, 972 nt
Organism: Carcharodon carcharias (great white shark)
Lineage: Eukaryota; Metazoa; Chordata; Chondrichthyes; Lamniformes; Lamnidae
Product: taste receptor type 2 member 136-like
Exons: 1
Coding region: 1-972 (323 amino acids)
Biological process (GO): G protein-coupled receptor signaling pathway
Cellular component (GO): membrane
Molecular function (GO): pheromone receptor activity
Source: RefSeq, a predicted model, not a curated record